AUGGAGUCUCUUACCAUCGAGUUCGCGCCUUUUCCUCGUCUUCCCGCUGAAUUGCGACUCAAGAUAUGGAAAUCGGUAACGAGGCCUUCUCGCGUGAUCGGUAUCCUGCCUCCAGCCUCCGAUUGGUAUCGCCAUCAUUUUCGCUUUAUCGGGCCUCGAGCAGGCAGGAUGGCCGACGAACAGAGGCAGCAAUAUCACUACCGAUAUAUCGUGCAGCCCAAGGAAUACGCGAUAUUCCCACUGCUUCACGCAAAUCGCGAAGCCCGGGCUAUUUGGCUGCCUCAUUUUUUCCAGCCUCCUCACUUUUGCCACAUGUCCGGUCUUGAUAUACGCUUCGAUACCCCGUUUAUUAGCUACGACACGGACAUCUUCACCGUCUUCGACGGAUGGCCUUCAACUGGCAUCCCCGAUGGAUUCCUGAACCCGCACCUGGCCAAUGCGGAUGAUGAGCCCGUAGAUGGCUUCAUUGCCCUCGAUCGGAACCGAAUCCAGAACGUGGCGCUCUGUGAGAUUCCCGGAGAUAUCAAGCCAUACACAACCGCGGUCGCCAUCCGAACUCUACCAAGCGUAAAGACGUUGACCAUAUUAGCUCUGGGUCCUGAUGCAAACUGGAAGCCUGAACCUUUGGCUUCUGCGGGGAGCGGCGGAGACUUGACUUAUAGCUUGCCAGUGCACGAGAUGCUGGCAGUGGAUGCGCAGCGCAUGAACGCAGAGAUAUAUGAUUUGCCUUUGAAGCUUGUUGAGGCAAGCCCAUUCUUCAACGACGCUAGGCUGCGGCAAGGUGUGGCCCUGUCACCCAACAUUCGGCCACUACGUCGCUACAGGACAUUCUUGCUAUCUUUGCUUUGGCAUGAGCUCAGGGGAGAGAAUGCGGCAGAAGCAGUCACGGCAUCUUGGUGGGAUUAUAUGGAGUAUCUCUUUGGUAGCGGUGUCAGGUCGAAUGACGCAAAAUGCCCUCUGAUGCUGCGUGGCUGUGGUGCUGACGGCCAUACCAGGCGAGAGAUGAUGAGAUGGAAGCCUAUGUUCGAGGUCAACUACAAACUUCUAGCUGCAGUUGAGUGGCGGGCUGAGCUGGAACGUAUUGGAGUCGCUAAGUCCUGA
Molecule: messenger RNA, 1101 nt
Organism: Trichoderma reesei QM6a
Lineage: Eukaryota; Fungi; Ascomycota; Sordariomycetes; Hypocreales; Hypocreaceae
Exons: 1
Coding region: 1-1101 (366 amino acids)
Source: RefSeq, a predicted model, not a curated record